Molecule: messenger RNA, 1260 nt
Organism: Penicillium alfredii
Lineage: Eukaryota; Fungi; Ascomycota; Eurotiomycetes; Eurotiales; Aspergillaceae
Product: UDP-galactose transporter HUT1
Exons: 3
Coding region: 1-1260 (419 amino acids)
Biological process (GO): UDP-galactose transmembrane transport
Cellular component (GO): endoplasmic reticulum membrane; Golgi membrane
Molecular function (GO): UDP-galactose transmembrane transporter activity; UDP-glucose transmembrane transporter activity
Source: RefSeq, a predicted model, not a curated record
AUGGGACGACAAAAGCAAGCAACGCCGCUCCAGCGCUCUCCCUCGUCGCAGUUAAUGCACAUGCCGCCAAACGAUGGAGAGCCCCAAAAAGCGGCUAAUGGAAGCGCAACUGGAAAAACCAGUGCCAAUGGCAGCGCAUCAGAGAAAGCAUCCGCAGCGCUCGAGGCUGUCGCCGACACUCCGGGGUUGAUGCAGCUUUUGAUCUGCGUUCUCGGGAUCUACGCUGCGUUCCUCUCGUGGGGUGUCCUCCAAGAAGCGAUCACAACAACAAGCUAUCCCAUCCGCCCAGCAACAGCCGCCGAACCUAACCCGCCGACGGAGCGAUUCACCUACUCGCUCGUGCUGAACACGAUCCAGUCCUCGUUCGCGGCCAUCACCGGCUUUGCUUAUCUCUUCUUUUCCACUCCGAGGGGGCAGAAUGUGCCGGCGGUGUUCCCGACGCGCCAGAUUCUCUUCCCAUUGCUCCUGGUCAGCAUCUCCUCGUCGCUCGCGUCACCGUUUGGGUACGCCAGUCUGGUGCACAUCGACUACCUCACCUUCAUCCUGGCCAAAUCCUGCAAGCUGCUCCCGGUCAUGCUCCUGCACCUGACCAUCUUUCGGAAGCGAUACCCGCUGUACAAGUACGGCGUGGUGCUGCUGGUUACCCUGGGCGUGGCCACGUUCACGCUGCACCACCCGGGCACGAGCAAGAAAGUCGCCGCGGCCGCGGCAAAGGACCAGUCCGGGUCCUCGAUGUGGGGCAUCUUCCUGCUGUCCAUCAAUCUUCUCCUCGACGGCCUCACCAACACCACACAGGACCAUGUGUUCUCGUCCCCGAAUCGCUACACCCGCUUCUCCGGGCCUCAGAUGAUGGUCGCGCAGAACGUCCUGUCCACCGUGCUGACGACCGCCUACCUCGUCGUGAUGCCGCAUCUGUCGCAGAGCGGCACCGAGCUGUUAUCGGCCAUCUCGUUCCUCCAGCGCCACCCCGAGGCCCUGAAGAAUGUUCUGGGUUUCGCGACAUGCGGCGCCGUCGGCCAGCUCUUCAUCUUCUAUACCCUGUCGCGCUUCUCGUCCCUGCUGCUGGUCACUGUCACCGUCACGCGCAAGAUGCUGACCAUGCUUCUGAGCGUGUUCUGGUUCGGACACUCCUUAUCGGCGGGUCAGUGGCUGGGUAUCGGCCUGGUAUUUGGCGGCAUUGGUGCCGAGGCUGUGGUGCAGCGCCAGGAGAAGAAGGCCAAGGAGCGGGCAAAGGCUGAGAGUGCUAAAAAGGCCUUGUAA